Messenger RNA from Micropterus dolomieu (smallmouth bass), 802 nucleotides. RefSeq names its product CTD nuclear envelope phosphatase 1 regulatory subunit 1 (gene cnep1r1). The transcript is spliced from 6 exons. The coding region runs from base 81 to 458 and encodes 125 amino acids. Gene Ontology annotation, cellular component: Nem1-Spo7 phosphatase complex; cytoplasm. Lineage: Eukaryota; Metazoa; Chordata; Actinopteri; Centrarchiformes; Centrarchidae. The record is from RefSeq and is a predicted model, not a curated record.
CGAUGCGGAUUGGUCUAUACGGCCUGUCCUUCAGGUGAGGGGCACAGCCAACAGCAGGCUGCUGGGACUAAAGCUCAGAUAUGAACUCCCUGGAACAGGCCGAAGACCUGAAGGCCUUUGAGAGAAGAUUGACAGAAUAUGUCUCAUGUUUGCAACCUGCAACCGGCAGGUGGAGAAUGAUUCUGAUAGUGGUGUCCGUCUGUACGGCUACUGGGGCUUGGAACUGGUUAAUAGACCCCGACACACAGAAGGUCUCUUUCUUUUCAUCGCUAUGGAAUCAUCCCUUCUUCACCAUCAGCUGCAUCACUCUCAUAGCUCUUUUCUUUGCUGGGAUACACAAACGAGUUGUGGCACCAUCAAUUAUUGCUGCCCGCUGUCGGACAGUUUUAGCAGAAUACAACAUGUCCUGUGACGAUACGGGGAAACUUAUUCUCAAGCCACGACCCAACAUCCAGUAACCACAAGCUUGAGUGGGGGGGGGGAUCACACAGUGUACUCCGUCAUUGUUGAUAGCGACUGACCACUCGGCGUCUUGAGGCCUUUGGGUGGUCUGAACAGCACCAAGGGGAGCAGCACUGAGGCAUUGGAAUGCGUUUGGAAGAAAGAAGAAAUGAACUGAAAGGGCCUUUUAACAGAGUCGCUGAGCUGACGUGAAGCUGCUGAUCUGCUCACAUGAUAUAUUUUACUCCUUCAGUGUGAGUUCAGGUGUAUUCAUCUCUGUUUCUGAUGCUGAGCAUGUGUUUUAUCUAAAUGUUUCUAUUUUUUAAAGAUAUUUACCUAAUAAAUACUUAAGGUGUCGAAA